AUGCAGACAACAGUAACGAAGAGGGUUGCCCGCAUCGAGGCCCACCUUACGCCCAAAAUCGUGCGCGGACUGGAAGAUGCGGCGGUCGAGAUUGCGAGGUGCGCUGCUGCCCUCGACCUGCCCGACGUUUCGAACGGUCCUGCGGUGAUGGCCAGCGAGCGGUCUCAGGCCAGCUUCAACGUGCGCGAGCUCACCCAUCUCCUGGACGGCGGCGAACGCGGAACCCAGCGCAAACACGCCGCCUACGAGCUCGUACGCAACGAACCCGUCUUCAUCGACCCGGGCUACUAUGACCGCUCCCGCGACGAGG
Molecule: messenger RNA, 310 nt
Organism: Acanthamoeba castellanii str. Neff
Lineage: Eukaryota; Discosea; Longamoebia; Acanthamoebidae
Exons: 1
Molecular function (GO): oxidoreductase activity, acting on the CH-CH group of donors; flavin adenine dinucleotide binding
Source: RefSeq, a predicted model, not a curated record